Messenger RNA from Schistosoma turkestanicum, 417 nucleotides. NCBI's taxonomy places the organism in Eukaryota, Metazoa, Platyhelminthes, Trematoda, Strigeidida, Schistosomatidae. The record is from the annotation of a GenBank genome assembly.
AUUGUGACUUCCAAUGCACCACUAACAUAUCCAAAAGAUUUAUCUACUGAUCUUUUUGCAGUCAUAGAUGCUGGUUUUGCACGUAAUCCAUUUGGUCGUCCAACAGUUAAUCAAUUAUUAAAUUAUACUGUAUUUGCAUGUCUUAUUGAUCAACAACAAUUGAAUACUAUGUGUUUAGAAGAGAAUAAUCCACUACUUAUAUCAUCAUCAAUGCCAGCAACAGCUUUCAGUGUCACAAAAAUGUAUGAAAACAUUGAUAAAUCGUUGAAAUGUCAACUGAACUUAAUGAAAUACAAUAGAAAAUCUUCAUUCAAAGAUCAAAAAUUAUUGAAAAUAUUUCGAUGGAAUAAAAUUAAUUCUUCUGUGAAUCAUAAAAAGAUGGUUGUAGUUGGAGAAGUUGAAAAUGAACAAAAUUAA